[Candida] anglica is the source of this 432-nucleotide messenger RNA. Lineage: Eukaryota; Fungi; Ascomycota; Pichiomycetes; Serinales; Debaryomycetaceae. The record is from the annotation of a GenBank genome assembly.
AUGUUUACAACAAUUACAAACAUUGAAAGUGCAACACACUCACUUUCUAAAACUGCAAUGAAGGUCAACAUUGUGGAUUGGCAUGGAGUGUCAACGUGGCAUUGGAAACUUGCACCAGAAGGUAGUGGGUAUGUAGAUGAACUCUGUGGGAUUUGUCGUGUCCCGUUCGAUGGAACAUGUCCAAAUUGUAAAUAUCCUGGAGAUGAAUGUCCCCUUGUUCUUGGCCGUGGAUGCACCCACAACUUCCACGUGCAUUGUAUCCUCAAAUGGCUUGAACAGGAAGCAUCCAAGGGCUUGUGUCCUAUGUGUCGUCAAGUUUUCACCCAUAGUGUUGAAGAAAACCCACGUACUGAAGAUUUUGAGAACUUGCAACAGUUGGAGAAUGGCCAUCGUUUGUUGAGAGAACGAGGUGAAGAUGUGUAUGAUGAGUGA